GUCAUCAUCACUUGCAUUCAUUCUCCAUUUCCACGAUCUUUUUCACAUUUCGACGUCACUUACCUGACUACCAAUGGAAAGGUAGAAAUGUCACUUAAAUUUCAUUGACAUAGUCUAUAGACUAAAUUUUAAUUACAAUCACUCAUCCUGGCUGGAAUACUUUGGUCUAGGAGACCGGCUUCGACGACGGAUGCCGCCGAUGCGAAAAGUGUUUCUUCAACACCGGCCUCUCACGAUACCAUGACAGAACCCUCCGUCCAGCCAAGCUUGACGCCGCAGUUCUGCUUUUCUACUGUAGCCCUUAGAGACUUCCUCCGAAUAUCUCGUAGCGCUAUAGAUGAUUCGAUAACCCAAAACCUCAAUGCACUCGUGACACCCGCCAAAUCGGGGUUUGAUCCCACGUCGACUUCUGUCCGGAUCGCGCGAGCGUCUAAUCGGUCUAUCGACCCCCGAGCAUGCCAGGCGUUUAAGGAUAAGGUUUUAUUCCCUUCCUGGCAAGCGAGAUCCGAUGUCUUGACAUAUUGUGCCUACGUCGCUACUAGUCCAGAUCCAGACGAUCCCGAGGUUGCUUUACGGGACGCCGAGACGGAGAAGAGCCGCGAGCGAGUAGUUGAUGAGAGAUUAGAUCCAUAUUCCGGUCGAUACUUCCCUCGAGAGCCUCGUACGGAGCAAUUAGCAAACUUGCUAAGACAAGAAAGGAGUGUCGAAACCAUUGUUCGAUCACGAACCUGGGAUUUAGUACGGGAGCGAUGUGGUGACAACUUUUCAGAUGCUGAGGCAGCUUUGAAUAACUGGAGAGCAAAGAGAGAGCCGUCGAGUUUAUGACGAAUGAGAGAAAUGGUCUCUAGACUACUGCUUGCUAGAUCUGAGGCUUCACAUUUUAUUGAUUGCCUAGAUAUAUAGUAGCCUUUACCUGACAUGUAUGUUGUCAAGUUUUGUACCCUCACCACUACAAUGUAAAAACACGAACAAUCAAACAACCAGUACCCUUUAUAUCAAAUAGCGAAUCCAUGACGUG
Hypoxylon trugodes is the source of this 1018-nucleotide messenger RNA. RefSeq names its product putative caffeine-induced death protein Cid2. Bases 241 to 825 code for a protein of 194 amino acids. The transcript has 2 exons. Gene Ontology annotation, cellular component: mitochondrial intermembrane space; mitochondrion. Lineage: Eukaryota; Fungi; Ascomycota; Sordariomycetes; Xylariales; Hypoxylaceae. The record is from RefSeq and is a predicted model, not a curated record.